ACCACGGAGCGUCGGCGCGACUGCGGCAAAGUGUGCGGAGCAAGAGCAGCGCUAGCUUAGCACUGGUUCAGGGGAAGCGAGUGAGGCCGGGGAUAGCCCACGCAGGACGGUAGUCUGACUAGACACUGCAUUCUAGUUAAGAAAUCCAGAAAGGAAGACAAGUUACAAGAAGAGACGUGGAACAGAGAAUUGCAUUGGCAGUGGGAGGCAAUCGUUAGAAUAUCAUUUUGGCAGAUAGCUAUAGCCAUAAUUGCAUCGAUCUAUAACGUUACUUCUGGUCGCGUACCGUUGCAUUAUAUAUUCCAGCCAUAUAGCUAACGUCUUUCUUUGGGUGGUGUGCCCGUGUCUGCUCAUUCCCCAGCAGAGAUCGAGCGUUUAGGCUUUGUGUUAGGCGGCUAGGUAGUUGGCUAGCUACACCUCGGUGUGUGCGUGUUCAGCCAGUGCAGUGUCCAGUGAGUCUAUAAAAUCGCUAGUAUGGUUGACAGGGAGCAGCUCGUGCAGAGAGCCCGUCUGGCGGAGCAGGCAGAACGGUACGACGACAUGGCAUCUGCGAUGAAACUGGUGACGGAGCUGAACGAGCCGCUGUCCAACGAGGAUCGCAACCUGCUUUCCGUGGCGUACAAGAACGUGGUGGGCGCGCGGCGGUCCUCCUGGCGGGUCAUCUCCAGCAUCGAGCAGAAGACCUCGGCCGACGGCAACGAGAAGAAGCUGGAGAUGGUGCGCGCGUACCGCGAGAAGAUCGAGAAGGAGCUGGAGACGGUGUGCCAGGACGUCCUGACGCUGCUCGACAGCUUCCUCGUGAAGAACUGCGGCGACGGCCAGUUCGAGAGCAAGGUCUUCUACCUGAAGAUGAAGGGCGACUACUACCGCUACCUGGCCGAGGUGGCGGCCGGGGAGAAGAGGGCGGCGGUGGUGGAUUCGUCAGAGGCGUCCUACAAGGAAGCCUUCGAGAUCAGCAAGGAGCACAUGCAGCCCACCCACCCCAUCCGCCUGGGCCUGGCCCUCAACUUCUCCGUCUUCUACUACGAGAUCCAGAGUGGCCCCGAGCAGGCCUGCCUCCUGGCCAAGCAGGCCUUCGACGACGCCAUCGCCGAGCUCGACACGCUCAACGAGGACUCCUACAAGGACUCCACUCUCAUCAUGCAGCUGCUACGGGACAACCUCACCCUCUGGACCAGCGACCAGCAGGACGACGAGGCCGGGGAGGCCAACAACUGAACCCCCCCCCCCCCCGCUAUCCCCAAUCCUGCCAUCUGGUACUAGCUACUCACCUCACCCCCCAACCCCAACCUCAAACCCAACCCCCCCCGAAGUGCCCUUUCACCCAUCUAGCUUUCUGCACCUUCAUUCUUUCUCUCCAUCUCUCUCUCCCUCCUCAGUCUCUCGCUGCCCCCCCCCCUUAAAGAAAUCUACUGCAGCUACUGUGAAGUGUCCCUGUAGUUUAACUGCAGUACAAUGCAGUUAGUGCAGCCUGAGAGCACUGCACAUGAGGUAGUGAAACUGCAUUAUAACUGUAAUAAAUGCAGUAAUACUGUAAUAAAAUAAAAAAAAGCAAGUGUCCAAAAUAUUGCAUAAUACUGCAAUAACAAUCAUAGCAACUACAAUCUGAUACUAGCUACUCAUCUUCCCCCCCCACCCAUAGCCCAGCCCCCAAGUGACCUUUAACCCCUCCAUCUUCCUCUGUAUCCCAUCUUCAUUCUCUCUCUCUCUCUCUCUCUCUCUGGCUGUGGUGAAAACCGCAUACUUGAUAUACUACUCAUACUACAAAAAUCAGCCUGAAAUUUAGUGCGUGUAGUAUGCAGUUUUAACACAGUGUCUGUGUCUCUGUCUCUCUCUGUCCCCCCCCCCCCCCGCCCCCCCCAACUUGUCACGUGUCCUCCCCCAUGUCUUGAACGGCACCAGAUGUUUGUCUAUAUAAAAUAAAAUAAAAUAAUGGGUUCGUUCUGGAAUGUCCUGUAGGCCACAGCCUUCCUCUGGUCAGAUAAGUGUUCCUGUUCAUAACAGCACAGCAGCCUUCACUGUGGUUCAUGUCACCGGUGGGCCACGCUUCAAGUGUUUUUUUUUUUUGUUUUUUUUUUUUGCAGAAUAUUAAUGUGUGCAAAAAAAACAAAGAAACUGUGGCAAACCCCUUCAGCGUAUCCAGUACCGGGUUUUCGCGUCCGUUCUUUGUUUAGGUGGUUCCUUUUCUGUCUGUGCCGUACGCAUACCCGUGCGAGACAGAUGGAGAGGGGGGUGGGGGUGGGGGUGGGUGUAGCCUGUGAUUCUGCCCCGGGGGCGGGGGGGGGGGGACUUCGGCCGCACACUUCUACACACUUUAGUGAAGCAGCCCUAUAUAUCUCAACACCCCCCAGACAACCACCCACCGACACCCCCCAGACAACCACCCACCAACACCCCAACUACAUCUCUGGCAAACGAGUCGUGGCAGAAAGAAAAGUGCUAUAGUGCGACCCACCCCUACCCACCACCAGCCUGUCUCUGUUCCCUGUUUCAGUGCUGCAGAAAUACCCAUGUCCUAAGCGUUCAGACCAUCGCAAAACCUUGCGUACGCCACCGCAUUUCCAGCUUGAACACUCGUUGCAAAGCAUCAACAUAGACACACACACACCCACACACACACACGACUGCAGAGACAAAAUUCGGGAUACACCUGUGCGUGCUGGUGUUGAGACGUGGCAAUGGAAUCACUGGGCGGUAGCGGCUACCUACCUACCUACCACAAAAAGCUUCAACCGUUUGAGUUUCCGGAAGCUUCCUUGGUCUUUCUGAAGCCCAGAACCGCGCGGCUGUUAGCGGACUGGCUCAACGGAGCGCGCUCAAUGGCCACUACCGCCGUCAUCUUCGGCCGCCGUACGGCGUUUACCCGUCCUGUACAACGAUAACGGCGAAGUAAGACGUUAUUUCACAUGUUGGUACUGUUAUUGUGGCCGUUUUUGAGUAUUAAAUGGGAAUUAAGUGAGUCCUUAACGUGGAGGGGAGAAGACUGUAGAAACAGUGUGGGGGGGGACAAAACAAAAAAAAACAAAAGCCGAAAAACAGGUGCAGCAACGGCUAAAAUAGGAACAUUUUAGUCAGCAGUUCGGUAUCGAGCAGUAGGACCACGUAGAGGAUUUGCAGUCAUGUUUCUGUGUUGUCACACUGCUCACCUGAAACCCAAGAAUUUCCUGAUAGCUGGUUAAUUUCUCCCACAACAGUCGAAACUGUUUUCAUUCUUGAGAUUUUGGUGAAAUCUUUUUUUUUUUUCUUUUUUCUUUUUUUUGUGCCAACCAAAGCUACUUUGAGAGUGCCAACUUUUAGUUAAAUGUUGUGUUGAAGUCAUCUUGAUACCAAAUUAAAACCAAUUUAUGUGUGGCGAUGAAGCCCAAUGUGUAUUGUGCAAAGUAUAUAGUGUUGUUCAAAGUGUUGUGUGUGUGUGUUCUACCGGUUAAGAGAUUAAAUUAAUAUAAAUGUCAAUUCUGAUCUCGGCUCACUGACUCUGCUGUUCAUCAAAAUGGCUGCAGUUACCAUUUUCUCAAAAAGGAAACGUUGUUAAACAUUUCUGUAAGAUGGAGGCGUGUGUAUCCAUUUCAUGAUGCGCCACAGCUUUUGAUUUUGAAUGCAUGUUCAAGGUCAAGUUACUAUUGGCAUUAUGGUGCCUGGAGUCUCAGCGAAUAUGCAGCUGUUACUGUAUAUUGCUAAGGGGGAAAUUGAGCCAAUACAAAUGCACUAACACUAACAGACACUAACAGAAUUUGAAUUAAGGGAUGUCAACCAGCUUUCACAAAAAUCUGUGGGGUUUUAAUGCUCAUUGAUUUCACAAAGAAUUGUCCAAAAUUGUUCUGUUUUUGCCAAGCGUUUCAUUCAUAUUAAAGUAUGGAGGUGCACAGGUAAUGAAUUUUAAAAAAUGUUGAUUUCAACGUUGAAUGGAAUAUUUCAUUACUUAUUAUUUUCCUACUGUAUUUAUUUAUUUUAAUUUUGUAACAGUUGGCUGACCGAUUGGUUGCUUGCAGUGUUCCGUUUGGCCAGACUGUAGUUGACGUUGUUGCCAUUGACAAAUGGACGGCCCGGCUUAUGACUGAAUGGAACGGUUCUGGAUGAGAACUGCUAAAAUAAAGGUUGCUGUAUGGUCUACUG
Conger conger (European conger) is the source of this 4113-nucleotide messenger RNA. Its product is annotated as 14-3-3 protein eta. Lineage: Eukaryota; Metazoa; Chordata; Actinopteri; Anguilliformes; Congridae. Gene Ontology annotation, cellular component: cytoplasm. Gene Ontology annotation, biological process: signal transduction. The transcript is spliced from 2 exons. The record is from RefSeq and is a predicted model, not a curated record. The coding region runs from base 475 to 1218 and encodes 247 amino acids.